CUAAUUUGAACUUUUAAAGAGACCAUCAGAACAAUUUUACGAGGCGAAAUAUUGAAUUUUCAAUGCCACCUAAAAAGGGAAAAGGAGGUGGAGGUGGUAAACAAGAUAAAGGAAAAGGAGGAAAAGGAGGAGGGGGUGGUGAAGAUGAGGGAGCCAGUGGAGGGAAGGCAAAAAAGGGUGGAACUGCAGUGAAGGUUCGGCAUAUCUUAUGUGAAAAACACUCUAAAGCAAUGGAAGCCAUGGCAAAGUUAAAGGAUGGUCAAAAGUUUAAUGAAGUCGCCUCAGCAUACAGUGAAGAUAAAGCAAGACAGGGGGGUGAUUUAGGAUGGAUGACAAGGGGAUCGAUGGUUGGUCCAUUUCAAGAUGCAGCCUUUGCCCUCUCACCAAGCACAGUUGAUAAACCAGCAUAUACAGAUCCCCCAGUCAAGACAAAGUUUGGUUAUCAUAUUAUUAUGAUCGAAGGAAAGAAAUAACAUCUGAACUGAACUUAUGUUACGUGACAGGAUAGUGGUUUUUCAGACUCUCCAACUAGAGGCGUAGGAGAAGUGAAGGGUUAGGUAGUGAUUUUAAAGAUAAACUUGGAACUAGAAAAGCUCAUAAUAACGUAGAAAAUGUGUUUUCGGCGGAAAUUAUUAGCGUCAAUAGACAUACUGAACUUUUUUUUUUGCCUUUUGAGGCUCGCGCUGCGGGCAGUUUUAUUUUAAACGGUUCUGUCACUGUUUUUUUUUUGUUUUUUUUUUGUUUUUUUUUUGUUUUUUUAUAAUACUGUCAGUCUAAUAUCUUAAAUGUAACUUUGAGAGUGUGCAAUAACUGUGUGCGAUUGUCAUUUUUAUUCAUACCUGUUUAGGGUUACCAUUUAUUCACCCGUAUUAACUGACAUCGAUUCAUGGAAAAACUCACGGUUCUGUCUUUCAUGCUCAUGAGGAAAAUUUCAUCAGCUGACUAACAGUCGGACUUGUAAUUUUUAAUUGUUCAAAUAUAUAUCAUAAAAUGUUUAAUUAUACAAAAUAAAUGCCGCACCUAAAUAUUCCUGUAUUUCCUUCAACUUAAGGCCGAUUGAAGAAUCUUUUUUAAAUUCGUAGAUUCAGAGUUUUCAGAAACCGAAUGGCGGAUAUCGUUAUCACAAAUAUAACAGCUGUGUGAUAUCGUUGUUUUUUUUUGGCGGAUUUUUUUUCUUUUGAUUUGUUUUGUUUUUGGAAAAAACAAAGAAUUUACCAAAUUUUUCAAUAAUGAAAUGAAGUUCAUUUUGAAGCAUUAUGCAACUUAAUUAUAUUUUAUUUUCCAUCAUAACGUACAUGCAUUUUCGUAGUUACGUAACGAGCGUGGGAGAAAAGCUAAGUUUCACAUAAGGAAUCAUAGCGGCCAGAACUUUGUGAGCUUGUCAUAAGUUAGUUGAUAAAUGACAAGCUAGAAAUAGUCAAAAGCUUUUUGCGAAUACUAUUAACAAUCACAAUUUUACUAUGAGUGACAAUGCAAGAUCCGAAAAAGAAAAAAAAACACUAACAACAAAACAAAACAGCGACGCCAGCAAUUAACUGUAACAUGAAAAAAUGUGAUUCUUUUCAUCAAGGUUUUCUGUAUUUUGUUUUAGCUGUUAUCAAUGGUAAUUCCUUCAAGCAAUACCAUGAUUUUUAUAGGAUGUCUUUGACAGCUCAAAUGAUCCUCUUCAGGAGAGAAUUAAGGAAAAUUGUCAUUCAUCUCAACAAUAAAGCGACGAACAAAUAGAAGGACAAAGAAACGUAACAUCCAGUCGUGGAUUGGCCUCACGCAGAGUUUUCCUUCCGUCGCUUCCAAUCGUUAUGAGUAGAAAUUUCAUACAACAAGGUUAAAAUCUAAGUCAGGUAUGGCUUUCUCCACAACCGUCAGAAAUACACUGUUAGAUCUUUCAUGAUUUAGUCAUCAGAAUUCAUCAAUUACUUGUUCGUGAACAAACGCAGCUGAUUCUAGUUUUGGAAGAAACGAAAACCCAGGCAAGGGACGGCUGUCUUUGAAGUGAGAUUAUUUAGAUUCUUUAUGAGAAAUAAUCACAGUCGAAUUUUGUACUAUAUUUAGUCCGUUAAUCCCCAAUUCAAGCCCUAUACUGAUUUUUCCGGUAACCAAAUCAAACUUGUCAAAUAUCACAAGACGAGAGUACUUUUUUACAGCUUACAUCACUGUUAUUAUUGUGUUUUUCCAUAUAUAAAAUUUGUUGUUUCUAUGUCGGUGACUCACUUACUUUAGUCAAUCUUUAGCUUAGGAAUAAAACAUUUAUGACAAUUAAACACUAUCUGCAUAUUAAAUAUA
Pocillopora damicornis (cauliflower coral) is the source of this 2283-nucleotide messenger RNA. Its product is annotated as peptidyl-prolyl cis-trans isomerase NIMA-interacting 4. Gene Ontology annotation, biological process: rRNA processing. The record is from RefSeq and is a predicted model, not a curated record. Gene Ontology annotation, molecular function: peptidyl-prolyl cis-trans isomerase activity; DNA binding. NCBI's taxonomy places the organism in Eukaryota, Metazoa, Cnidaria, Anthozoa, Scleractinia, Pocilloporidae.